Molecule: messenger RNA, 1755 nt
Organism: Styela clava
Lineage: Eukaryota; Metazoa; Chordata; Ascidiacea; Stolidobranchia; Styelidae
Product: oxaloacetate tautomerase FAHD1, mitochondrial-like
Cellular component (GO): mitochondrion
Molecular function (GO): acetylpyruvate hydrolase activity
Source: RefSeq, a predicted model, not a curated record
UGGCAGAUUUUCAAAAUAUCAAUUUAACCUUGGUCAUUACGUAGUAAAUUUAAUGAUGAAUAUGUUAUAAAUAGAUACUCUUUAUGUAAAAUUUAUAAAGUUAGUUCUAUUAUUGGACGGCAUCAUAAUGUAUUUUGCUUACAGCAUACAGUUUCAGUACUGAAUUAUCUGUUUUAUGAAAUUACCAAUCGCAAGUUCAUGAAACUGUCAGUAUUCAUGUGUUUUUGGAAUAUAUAGAGAAAUAAUAAUUUUCCUCAUUGGGUAACAGGACCUAACUGUUCACUAUGCAACUAUAAAUUAAUCACAGCUGCUAAUAGUACCAAACUAAACAUUGUAAGUGAAGUUGAAUUUCAAACCUUGAAAAAUGAAAUUAUAACACCAUGAUCCAUUUUUGAGUUUUCAAAAAAUUAUUCAAAGUCUCUAUCCUGAUUACUACUGCCAUACAUUUGUGUUUUUCAUUCUAUUUCAGCUGGUCAAAAAUAGCUAAUUCUGUGUGUGGCUUCAUUUGUAAAUGUAUUAGUGUGUUAUCACCAUAUUAUUUUUAAAUUUCAUGUAACAAGCCAAGACAAUGUGUUACACUUUUGAUUAUCAGAAAAGAGUAUAGGAAAUAUGUUUAUGUUAAAUUUUCUGUUGCUAGAAUAAAGUUUAUUGUCUAUUCAGAAAUAAAUAAAAAUUCCAUAUAUCAGUUAAUAAAAGUGCUGUGUGACCAUCAUAAUGACACAACAGGCAAUAUCCAGGUUUUGGGAAUGGGGUAGAAAGAUAUUAUGUGUGGGCCGAAAUUAUCGUGAACAUUGCUUAGAGUUGAAAAACCCUUUACCAAAACAGCCAUUGAUCUUCACUAAACCAACAUCAGCAUAUCUCAAAGAAGGCAACAGUAUUGUCAUACCAAAAGGAUGUGAGGAAGUCCACCAUGAAGUUGAACUUGGAAUUGUGAUCGGAAAACCGGGAACAAAAGUAACAGAAAACAAUGCAAUGGAACAUGUUGCUGGCUAUGUACUAGCCCUUGACAUGACAGCAAGAGAUUGGCAAUCAGUUGCUAAAUCAAAAGGCUGGCCAUGGACAAUGGCAAAAGGAUUUGAUACUUCAUGCCCAAUUGGAAACUUUAUUCCUAAAGAAGACUUGAAGGAUCCUCACAAUUUAGAUAUUUGGUUGAAAGUGAAUGGACUUGAAAAACAAAAAGGCAAUACUUCUGAUAUGAUAUUCAAUAUACCUUUUCUCAUUAGCUACAUAAGUCAGCACAUUAGUCUUGAAAGUGGGGAUCUUAUCUUAACUGGCACACCUGAAGGUGUGGGACCUGUACAUGCAAAUGAUGUGAUAGAUUGUGGGCUAGGAGAUGAUUUUACAAUGAGUUUUAAUGUUACUAAAGAUUGAUUCAUUCGAUUGUUAUGCAGUCCACCGAGCAAAAUAUCCUAGCUAACUUUGUGCAAUUGUCUUCUAUCAUUUUCAACUUGAUGCCAAUAUUAUCUAAGAUGCCGAAGCUUUUAAUAAUUUGAAAUUCAAUAUUUUGAGCUAAAAUUCCCUAGUGUUUACUUUACAUUAUUUCAUAUCAAUUAUUCUCUAAUGUUAUCGUUAAUUGUUGUUUUCUAUUCAUCUGCAACUCAAUAGUUAUUAGGACCGUUGUGUUUAGAUUCGUCUAGGUCUAGGCGAACUGUGCACUCAAUUUAAUGAUUACAUUCGCUAAUACAUUGAGUGCAGCAAUAGGUUUGUAAACUGCAAAAUAGGAUGCUAUUUGAUCAUUAAAUUCUAUCAUAAUUA